Messenger RNA from Panicum virgatum (switchgrass), 1145 nucleotides. Its product is annotated as serine carboxypeptidase 2-like. Gene Ontology annotation, molecular function: serine-type carboxypeptidase activity. The transcript is spliced from 5 exons. The record is from RefSeq and is a predicted model, not a curated record. Lineage: Eukaryota; Viridiplantae; Streptophyta; Magnoliopsida; Poales; Poaceae. Gene Ontology annotation, biological process: proteolysis. The coding region runs from base 21 to 1019 and encodes 332 amino acids. Gene Ontology annotation, cellular component: vacuole.
UACAGUAUUUUUUUUAAUUCAUGAUCAAACUGGCUGAAGAAGAGGUAAUUUGUAAUCCAAGAACCGGCAGCAUGGCCGGUCUCUUCCAUCUAGCCCCAGUCCUCGUGUCUGUGCUUGUGGCAUGGGCAUGCCUGCUCCGGCCAACGGUGGCGGCCACUGACACCGGGCAUCAAGCAGACCGCAUCGGCCGGCUGCCCGGCCAGCUGGCCGUGGACUUCCCGAUGUACUCUGGGUACGUCACCGUCGACGAGCACGCUGGCCGAGCACUGUUCUAUUGGCUCCAGGAAGUGCCUGCGGAGGCCCAACCUGCGCCGCUGGUACUGUGGCUGAACGGCGGGCCAGGAUGCUCGUCGGUGGCGUACGGCGCGUCGGCGGAGCUCGGCGCGUUCCGCAUCCGGCCGGACGGCGCGACGCUCUUCCUCAACAAGUUCGGGUGGAACAGAGCGGCGAACAUCCUGUUCUUGGACUCGCCGGCCGGCGUGGGGUUCUCCUACACCAACACCACCUCCGAUCUCUACAACUCCGGCGACAGGAGAACAGCGCAUGAUUCGUACACCUUUCUGGUGAAAUGGUUGGAGAGGUUCCCAGAGUACAAGUACCGCGAUUUCUACAUUGCCGGGGAGAGUUACGCAGGGCACUACGUUCCCGAGCUGUCCCAGCUGGUGUACCGGCACAACAAAGGCGUCAUCAAUAAGAAACCACUCAUAAACUUCAAAGGCUUCAUGGUCGGGAACGCAGUGACGGACGACUACCACGACCAGGUGGGCACGUUCGAGUCGUGGUGGAACCACGGGCUCAUCUCCGACGCCACGUACCGGCAGCUGGAGGCCACAUGCGUGCACGGCAGCAUCGAGCACACGUCCCCGCCGUGCGACGCCGCGUUCAACGCGGCGGCGGCGGAGCAGGGCCGCAUCGACCCCUACAGCCUCUGCACGCCCACAUGCAACCAGGCGUCGCCAUCGACAGCGGCAAUGAAGAACCGGAGGCUCAAGGGCCGUUAUGUGAGUAUGUUAGGAUAGCUAUCUAGCUAUAUCCUCCCUGCUUGUCGAUCUGAAUUCUCAUUCGUUCUCUGCGUCGUUUUCUCGUGUAAAGCAAGCAACGCUGCUUUUGCUAUCGAAACGCCCUUUGGACAUGGGACAAGUUAA